AUGGGAUGCCUUUCAUCAAUCGAAGCCCCUCUCUCUGCUCUCAUUACCGUAAUCUUCCUGGCCAAUGGUCUCUACUCGAUAACCUAUAAAGUAGUGGAAUCCAACAAAGUUUUCGAUGAGGAUGCCUUGAAUACCAAAGAUAUGCUAAUGUCAGCUCUCGCCAUCAUGUCACUCAUCGGAAUCUGCUCAUCUCGACGAGCAUUCGGUGUCUUCACUCUCGUCUUCAUGAUCCACACAUUCUUCUACUCUAUCUUCCAUCUCUUCCACACUUUGGUCAUCUUUUUGAAGUCUUUCGAUGAACCAUGCCGUUUUCUAAAGGCUCCUGCUACUGGAAGUUUUCCAGUUGAGACGUGUCACGCGGUCAAUGGACUCACGUUGGUCUGUGCGGUGAUUACGAUGAUUGCUACGGCCCUAGCAACGAUGGCUGUCUACAUCCGUCUGACUACUGUAGUCGUCGAGAUCUCCGAUAUGAGAAAUAUGGCCACCAGUAGAUCAUUUGACAACUCGGUGCCCCAACUCAUCAGCAGAAAAUCGGUUGAAUCGGAGAGAGAAGAAGAUGUGGAGAUGCAGCCGAGAAGGAAAAUGGGACAAGCGGAUAUCUUUGUGUGA
Caenorhabditis remanei is the source of this 609-nucleotide messenger RNA. RefSeq lists its product as uncharacterized. The record is from RefSeq and is a predicted model, not a curated record. Lineage: Eukaryota; Metazoa; Nematoda; Chromadorea; Rhabditida; Rhabditidae. The coding region runs from base 1 to 609 and encodes 202 amino acids. The transcript is spliced from 3 exons.